AGAGAAAACACGCUGAGAGAGCAGAGGAGACCCUCCAGGCAAGGGCAGACUCCUUGCAGGGGCAGGCUGGGGGCCCCCCGCUGCCUGCUGGGUCAGGCUGGUGAAUUUGGUCACAGUUCCGCCCCCCAGAUUCACUCCCUAGGUGUGUUUGUUUACUGGUUCCUCCCUGUCUUGCUCAAAUGCUCCAACUCUACAAAUCCCGGGAUCUUGGGGUGCAGAUCACCUCUCCCAGAUUCCUGAGCCUGUGUCUGGCCAUGGGCACCUCUGGCAUCUUCCUCUGCGUCCUGUUCCUCUGUGGGGCACUGGGUCUCACCAUGUCCCCUGCUCAGGGAAGGCUCCGCUGCUACACCUGCAGCUUCGCCAAACCCUGCUACCCUGUUCCCACCGAGUGUCGGGACUAUGAAGCUUGCGGCAUCAGUAUUGGCACCUCAGACCAGAGUGAGAUCACUGAGCGAAAAAGCUGCCUCCCAAGGGCCCAGUGCCCUCUGCCGGGCUAUGCCACCUACUGGCUGCACUCCUACACUCUGCGGCACCCCCGCUGCGAGCAAGACCUGUGCAACACGGCCACUUCCCCACAGCAGCUCACCAGCCUCCUCGCCUCCCUGCCCCUCCUCGUGGCCAGCUUCACUGGGAGAGGACACCUCCUCCACUAG
Messenger RNA from Nomascus leucogenys (northern white-cheeked gibbon), 653 nucleotides. RefSeq names its product lymphocyte antigen 6G6e-like. The record is from RefSeq and is a predicted model, not a curated record. Gene Ontology annotation, biological process: acetylcholine receptor signaling pathway; desensitization of G protein-coupled receptor signaling pathway. NCBI's taxonomy places the organism in Eukaryota, Metazoa, Chordata, Mammalia, Primates, Hylobatidae. Gene Ontology annotation, molecular function: acetylcholine receptor activator activity; acetylcholine receptor binding. Gene Ontology annotation, cellular component: plasma membrane.